AUGGGCCAUGCAGUGGGAGAUUCUGCUCGCAGGUCGAUCGAGGCCAUUCGCAGAGGGAGCGUCCGAGCAGGCUGUUCGCCAAUUGUAGCCUCAAGCUGGGAACACAUAGAAGUGGUGCUGCUGGAGAGCACGGAAGUGGAGCACGUGUCGACCCUCACGCUGCGCAGCGAUUCGACUUUCCGAGCCGAGGUGUACAAGCGCUCUAAGGAGUGGAUCAGAGAGGAGACUCUUUCCAGGAACCUGUCUCAGGGCCCUGCGUGUGGAUGCUGGAGGCCCUGUGGGAGAGGUGUAGAGCUCACCUUCGCGGCGGAGGAGGAGCUUGGUCUGGAGGAGCUUGUGGUCCUCUACCGCUCCAAGCGAGGAGAUUUCCUGGUGGCGGAAGAGAGCUGGCUUCCCGAGGGUCUGGCUCAGGAGUAUUCCCUGUGCAGCCCCACCGCAACCUGCGAGGAGGCUGCAAGCGCGAGAGCACCUGACGGCCAGCUUGACCAGCAAGGCGAUGAAGGUGCUGGACAUGGCCGUCAAUCGAGGGAGGUCGGGUUGAGGCAGAUGCGGGAUGCGACGCACGAUGCCGACAGCGAGGUAUAUGAAGAUGACUUUGAAGAUGACUUUGAUGGCGAGGCGGAUGAGGCGGACUCGACCAGCUAG
Messenger RNA from Symbiodinium pilosum, 645 nucleotides. The record is from the annotation of a GenBank genome assembly. NCBI's taxonomy places the organism in Eukaryota, Dinophyceae, Suessiales, Symbiodiniaceae.